Messenger RNA from Caenorhabditis sp. 36 PRJEB53466, 1008 nucleotides. Lineage: Eukaryota; Metazoa; Nematoda; Chromadorea; Rhabditida; Rhabditidae. The record is from the annotation of a GenBank genome assembly.
AUGCGUUCACAAUUCGCAUUCUCCACGCACAAACUGACGCGAUGCAUCGGACAACGACUCUCUGUGAUUGCGACCACCAGCCACGACGCAUUCCUCGUUCGGAAGCAAAUAUCAAGAGUUCUGGUGCAGACGAGAGGCUUGUACGGAACAAGUAAGUUCAACUUUCAGAGCAUGAAGGUUAUCGACCUUAUUUCCAGAUAUUCGUUCGAUUCGAGCGAGAUAUCCGGAUGAAAAGCACGAGAAAAGCGAUGAAGAAGGCAAAGAAAAAGGACAAAAUGAAGAAAAAACUGAAGGGCAACAAAAGGACGAACAGAAGAAAAUCGAUCCAGCGCUCAGUAAGUCGGAUUGAUUCCAGAUGAAUAUAACUGAAAACAGUAAACCUAAUCAAACUUUUCAGUUCGGAAGCUGAGAAUUUACGUGCUCGCGGUCGCCGGUCUCUCAUUUGUCUCUUCGUUUUUCCUACUCUCUGAUAUGUUCACUGGUGAUCGGAAGCUUUCGGGUGAAUUGAAAGCGAGGAUUUCACAAGGUAAAUUUAGAAAAAUAAUUUAUUCGAAAUAGAAAAUUGAUUUUCAGGCCUGGAAUUCCUGUUAAGAAUUUCAUCGAGGGAUAUCUGAAGCAUGGUGAAGUGAAGCGGAUCGUGUUCGUCCCCGCCAACGCUCGUGCUAUCGCAAUUCUCCAUCCCGGUGCCGUUAUCGAUGGAAAGCAGUCACAAGAUCAGUCGGUGGUUGUUGAGUACCCACAAAAUGCUCAACAAUUCUGGGCGGAUAUUCGAAAAGCGGAGGCUGAACUCGGAAUAGGAUUAUCACAAGGUGUGCAGAUCGAUUUGUACCAGGGAAUGACUACUUUAAAGCGAGUGAUUCAACUUCGUGUAGCUGACAAGCUUGUUUUUAUUACAGAUUGAUCGAACUGAUCAUUGGUGUGAUGAUUCUGGCCUGGUUAGGUACUCAAUAUGGCCGUUUGCUUCGCAAGAGACUUCUGGAGAAUCAGGCAAAGAAGGGAAAGAACUGA